UUAGUUGCCUGUCAUCAACUUGAUUUGUCAUUCAAUUCAGUCAAUCAAAAUUAAAGUUUUUUGUCCUACGUCGACGGUUUUAUUGUUUAUUAUCUAAUUAUUCCUAGAGAUGGAUGAUUUUGGGGAUAAUUUCGUUCAACCGGAGGUAGAUCCAGCAGCGGAGUUCCUUGCUAGGGAGCAGAACCAGCUGGCGGGCCUCGAAGUGGAGUUGGAGACCACCGCUCCGCCCCCCGUCGCUGCUGCCCUUUCGUCGAAUGGUCUCGACGACUUCGUUGAAGUGAAUGGAGCUGGUGAGGCGACAAAUGGCUCCAGCGUAUUGGACGAGGACCCUCCAGUGUCCGUGUUCAGACAAGAGCGAGAAGAACCCGAGAAGAUCAAGAUUUGGAGGGAGGAACAAAAGAAGAGACUUGAAGAGAAAGAUGCUGAAGAGGAAAAGAAGAAGCAAGAGCUCUUGAAGAUUGCUAAGAAGGAACUUGAAGAUUGGUACAAAAAUCAUGAAGAACAAAUUGCUAAAACUAAAGCUGCCAACAGGGAGUCUGCUAAGAAUGCAGAGAAGGCCCUGGCCCGUGGCUCUGAGAGUACAGUGGAGGAUGGGAACGAGUGGACGCGCGUGGCGGAGCUCUGCGACUUCGGUCCGAGGCGCGGCCGCGACGUCGCGCGCCUGCGCCAGAUAGUUCUGCAGCUGAAGCAGGCUGGAGUCCGACCCAAGCACCCGCCACGACCCACUAAAGUAGCCUAAAUACCAGGGGAGAAAUUAAACAAGAAGAAUAAGUAUAUUAUUAUUAUUAGAUAAAACAAUACUUUAUUAUUUGUAUAAAUGGUCAGUCCAUUGCAAAAACGUAGUUAUCUUAAAAAACUAUAAAUAUUACUACAUUUUGCAAUAACUAUCAUUAUUUAAAUGUUAUAAUAUAAUAUUAUGCUAAGCUAUACAUUGUAUCUAUGAUGUAUUGUGCAGUGGCUAACUAUUGGAAGUAAUAGUUCUUUUGUUAUUAGAGAUCACACACAAACUAUAAAAUAUGAAUUAACAGUAAAUAAAUAAUCAUUCCAACAUA
Molecule: messenger RNA, 1052 nt
Organism: Plutella xylostella (diamondback moth)
Lineage: Eukaryota; Metazoa; Arthropoda; Insecta; Lepidoptera; Plutellidae
Gene: Clc
Product: clathrin light chain
Biological process (GO): clathrin-dependent endocytosis; intracellular protein transport
Cellular component (GO): clathrin coat of trans-Golgi network vesicle; plasma membrane; clathrin coat of coated pit
Molecular function (GO): structural molecule activity; clathrin heavy chain binding
Source: RefSeq, a predicted model, not a curated record